Cydia amplana is the source of this 1016-nucleotide messenger RNA. RefSeq names its product uridine diphosphate glucose pyrophosphatase NUDT14-like. Gene Ontology annotation, molecular function: UDP-sugar diphosphatase activity; metal ion binding. Bases 160 to 861 code for a protein of 233 amino acids. Lineage: Eukaryota; Metazoa; Arthropoda; Insecta; Lepidoptera; Tortricidae. The transcript has 5 exons. Gene Ontology annotation, biological process: nucleoside phosphate metabolic process; ribose phosphate metabolic process. The record is from RefSeq and is a predicted model, not a curated record.
AGCGUAAUCGUAAUCGGCGUAUAUUUUAUUGUAAAUUAAGAUAUUUCGAAGUUUAUAUAAAUUAUCAGUGUGGUUAAUUAGAGAUAACUCAUACUGAACAUACAAGAGUUUAUUAGUUUUAGACCAACGUAUAGAUAGGAAGUUAUUUGUAAUUGUACCAUGGAGGAUAUUAAAAAUAUUCGUUUAACCCCUAUGCCAGAAUCCAAAUACGUGAAGCCGCUAAGGUUCCACUACACUCAGAAUGGGAAGGAAAAGAACUGGGAUCUACUGGCAGUUCACGACAGCGUGGCUAUCGUUAUUUAUAAUGUUACGAGAAAAGUUUUGGUGUUAGUUAAACAGUUCCGUCCAGCCAUGCAUUUCAACAGCGUCCUCCCAGAAGACCGUGAGAAGGAAACCAUAGACAUUGAGAAGUAUCCACCCUCUCUGGGGCUGGCCCUCGAGGUAUGUGCUGGGAUUGUAGACAAGGAUAAAUCUGUGUUGGAUAUAGCCAUCGAAGAGGUGUUGGAAGAGUGUGGAUAUAAUGUCCCUGCUGAAAAAAUGGAAAGGAUUAUAUCUUACAGGUCAGGAGUUGGUGUGCAAGCUGCUCUGCAGACACUCUUUUUCUGUGAAGUGUCAGACGACAUGAAAACUGAACAUGGCGGAGGAGUUGACGAUGAACUCAUUGAUAUUGUGGAAAUGACAAUUCCUGAGAUGGAAAAGUUACUGAGCUCUCCGGGUCCUGUGCAGAGCCCGCCCAGCUUCCUGUUCGCCAUGAUGUGGUUCAUGCAUAACAAGGCUAGCAAGUAUAUUCGGUCGUUCGACUACACUUGCUCUGAAUGCAAAAAGCACAAACAACGAGUUUCGGAUUGGCUCAUACAGUAACGUAAGUCUAUCCGUUAUACAGCAUGAUUUGUAAUUUGACGUGUACCUUAAAUGGGGUUCUAUUAGGGCUAGGUUUCAAUGAUUUUAGCCCAGUCAACUAGGGGUCUAAGAUGAGCGGUUCCCCUUUAAGGUAUAGGUCGAACUACUUUUCAUUU